Messenger RNA from Branchiostoma belcheri (Belcher's lancelet), 1017 nucleotides. RefSeq lists its product as uncharacterized. Lineage: Eukaryota; Metazoa; Chordata; Leptocardii; Amphioxiformes; Branchiostomatidae. The coding region runs from base 1 to 1017 and encodes 338 amino acids. The record is from RefSeq and is a predicted model, not a curated record. The transcript has 3 exons.
AUGAGAGCGAAGGCCUCGGUCGGUCCGUUGGGACGAGACUUUGCGGUCACCCCCGACACGAUCCCCGUCAAGGAGAUCGUUACAGCCACCGAGGUCGCUUGCCAGAAACUUGACCAAGAGGAGGCAUCGCUACUGAGGAACGAGGUAGUAGGCAUUCUGCAGAAUGCCAAACCCCCGAAGCCUAACCUUACCAAGGAGGAGAAACGUGCCAUUAAGUCACUGAAAGGUAACAAGGACAUCGUCAUCCUCCCUGCCGAUAAAGGUAAGGCUGUUGUAGUCAUGGACAGAACAGAAUAUGUAGCACAAUGUGAAAAACUGCUCGAUGACAAGAAUACCUACAAAGUUAUCGGGCCCACGAAUCCCACCAAGAAACUCAAGGGCAGAUUACAGAGGAAGUUGAGGGAGAUAAAGAAGGCAGGACAUCUCGACCCAAAAGUAUAUGACAAGAUUUACCCCACUUCAGAUGCCACCCCUAGUGUCCCGGGGAAAGAGGUGGUUCAGAUGGCGGUUAAGAGGGCUGAGGAGGACCCUAGCUGGAAGAGUCGUACCCUGCUCACUCCUGAGGAAUUUGGGGAUCUCCUCCUGUUGGUUGUGAGCACCACAUAUUUCCAGUACAACAACAUGAUUUACGAACAAACGUAUGGUAUGGCAAUGGGCUCCCCGCUAUCCCCCGUGCUUGCCAAUUUGUUCAUGGAAGAGUUUGAAAGGAAAGCCCUGGACACAGCCCCACACCGCCCCAAGUUUUGGGGUAGGUACGUGGAUGACACUGGGAUAGUCAACCAGCAAGCACAUGAGCAAGAACUCUUUGAACAUAUUAACCAACAACACGACAGUAUUAAGUUUACGAUGGAGAGAGAACAAGAUGGUCGCCUCCCCAUGUUAGAUGUGAUGUUGAUUAAGAACCAGGACCGUACCAUCACCACGGAUGUCUACCGGAAGAGACACACACAGACCACUACCUACAGUGGUCCUCCAACCACCCCAUCCAGCAGAAACUCGGCAUUGUUAAAACCUUAA